Molecule: messenger RNA, 2179 nt
Organism: Corythoichthys intestinalis (scribbled pipefish)
Lineage: Eukaryota; Metazoa; Chordata; Actinopteri; Syngnathiformes; Syngnathidae
Gene: sdc2
Product: syndecan 2
Exons: 5
Coding region: 281-919 (212 amino acids)
Biological process (GO): cell migration
Cellular component (GO): cell surface; membrane
Source: RefSeq, a predicted model, not a curated record
GAGAGAGAGAGGAGCAAAAGAGCGAGCGAGCAGUAUCUCGUGCGGAUUUUACCGAGCAGGAGGACUUUGCAAUUAAUCCCUGCUUUAUUCCUACAUUUAUCCGUCAAAUCGACCAAGUUUAGGCAGAAAGAAGCAAAGUCAACGAGUGCUUUUUUUUGCGACGGAGUAAAGGGGGAUUUAAAAAACGCAACACGUAUCCGGUGGUUGGGGUCCCACGGGAGAAGCGACAGGAGUUUGGGGAGCCGGAGGUGAAAAGAAACCCUACCAAAAAUACGGAAUUAUGAGGAAUUUUUUGAUCUUCACUCUCGGUUUGGCACUCUACCUCUCCGGGGAAAGGAUAGCGGACGCAGCCAAAACGUCCUCCCAGGCUGACGAUUUAUACAUAGACGACGCGGGAUCAGGGGGUUACUACCCCGAAGAUGAUGAUGACUUUAACUCAGGGUCUGGUUCAGGCGCAGGUGAAGAAGUGGCUGAAGAAAGCGUGACGGUCAGCAUGGUGUACAUCGCGCCCAAAGCGGAAGAACCCACCAAGGACUCCACCAAAGACUUCACCCCCAAGGUGGAGACGGCGACGGUUCGACAAAAGCCUAGCGACAGCACGCCCAAGAAACCAUUCAGAACAGAGGCCCCAGCGCCUGUUACAGAAGAGAUGCAGAGGAACCAGAUGACCAGCACAACCAUCGCUCCAGGCUCAGCCCAGGAGCCCAUCGAGGUCCGCACCGAGAACCUCUUCCAAAGGACGGAGGUGUUGGCAGCUGUCAUCGCCGGCGGCGUGAUCGGCUUCCUUUUCGCCAUCUUCCUCAUCCUCCUCCUGGUUUACCGCAUGAGGAAGAAGGACGAAGGCAGCUACGACCUGGGCGAGAGGAAACCUUCCGGCACCGCCUAUCAGAAGGCCCCCACCAAGGAGUUUUACGCAUAAGUCCCGCCCACCUUUCACGGGACCAACCAAUCACAAGAGGCCGCCCGAGCCGCGGCGACAGCGAACACCUGAAACAACAAGUUACAAUCUCCAUUUAAGGAAAAAUAGCGUAAUGGAAAGCUUUUGCAUAGCAUAUUGUUAUUAAGAUCUUUUUCCCUUCUUUUGUUUAUAAAAAAAAAAAAAAGCUUUCCUCGUUUUAUGGCAACUGUCAGCGUAUUGUACGAUUUUUUUAUUUUUUAAAAAAUAACAAACGGGAUCUGUAAAAGUGAUAAAAUCAAUCGCAUCUGUCUUCUGUUUAAGGAGCUCGUGUUUAGUCGCUGACUACUUUUAACUGUAGCAGUAUGAAAAGAAAAAAAAAAUCAAACGUGGAAAUAAUUGAAAAGAAUUAUCCUGUAUUCUUUUUCUUUUCUUUUGUCUUAGCAUGUCUGAUGUUGAUCUCUAAAGUUGUAUGACAUUAAUUUAUCUUUUCUCUGAUGUUGAAAAAUGCCUUUGUAGUUUGGAUGAAGCUCUUUUGUCUUCACAUUAACGCUGUUAAUAGUCAAUGUACAUUUUUUUCGCGCUCGCUUUUGAAACAAAAGUGGUGAUUUUUUUUUUUUUUAAUGUAAUUACCAUAAGCAGGAAUCGGUAAAAGACGGAGUAGCGUUAACCCGAGUGGCUAAACUGGCAUCUUGUCCCCUUUUCGGCGGCCUCUCGUUUUGUGUUUACCAUCACGCCCACCUUCUUUCUUAGUCCGACUGGAGCGCGGCCAGUUAAGCUGUCGUUGGCCUGCCCCACUUCCUGCUUUGUGUUGACGCUUUGGGCCCAAAGACCUGCUCGCUGAAAGGCCUGAUUGGACACAAACAGCAGGCCACAUGCAUAGCACAUACCACUCAAAUAAACAGUAUAGACCCUGAUGUUGACCGACCCAAAGACUUCCAGAAUUGUUCCUCCGCGGCCACUUUUUUUUUUUUUGCUCUUUUCCACUUUCUCUUUCUCAAUUAGAGAGGUCUGACCUUAGCGUAUUAGUAUAUGGAAAGAUAUAUAAAUACAGUAUAUAUGAUGUAUAUUCACAAAUGUUUUAAACCUUCAAAGUGCCUACCAUUUGGACGGAAGAUGAUGCUCACAGUGAGCAUGAGGCAAGGUUCCAAACAGCUUGACUGGCAUUCAGUGUGCAGGAUGACUGGAAUGGGAACAUUUUUGUUUUUUUAGUCUUACAAAAAGCUGACAGUAUUGUACCUAUAAUUUCAAACAACACUACUGAAUAAACAUUGUGGCCUAAUA